AGCAUCAGCAAGAAGAAAGGCAGAUGAGAUGAAGGCAAAGUGUCACUGACUUUUGCCUCUGUCCCUGGAGAGGAGAUUGCUGAUAUAGAGUCCCUCUGGCCUUCCCAAGACUGUCUGACAUGAAGAUAUAACUCCAAGUUUCUCAUUCCAAUUAUGGAUCUGAUCGACUCUAAUGAUUACCUGCUCAGUGUCUCUACUUUAAUAAGAAACAGCAUGCACAUUCCAACACCUGCCUCAAAAGUGAUUGUUGCACUUCUUUUUUUCACAUCAUUUAUAAUUGGCACUAUCACCAAUGGUUUCUACCUAUGGGUGCUAAAAUUCAAAAUGAAAAAGACUGUUAAUACUCUCUUAUAUUUUCAUCUCAUUCUCUCUUAUUUUAUUUCAACAUUAUUUUUGCCAUUUCUGGCCAUCUCCUACCUUCAGGACAAUUACUGGAGCUUUGGAAUUGCCACAUGCAAGGUCUUCAGUAGCAUUUUGUCUGCAGGGAUGUUUGCCUCUGUUUUCUUCCUCUCAGCCAUCAGCAUUGAUCGUUAUCUUCUCACUCUUCACCCGGUGUGGUCACAGCUGCACCGCACCCCACGCUGGGUUUCCAGCAUCAUCUUGAGAGUCUGGAUAUUUGCCACUGCCCUCAGCAUGCCCGAUGUGGUUUUCAAGGAGGUACAUGAUGACAAUAAAGGAAGAGUGACCUGCCAGAAUAACUAUGCUAUGUCUACUAAUUGGGAAGGCAAAAAGAUGCAAACAUUAAGAAAAUGGAUUCAUGUAGCCUGUUUCAGCAGCCGCUUCUUGCUGGGCUUCCUUCUGCCUUUCCUCACCAUCACCUUUUGUUAUGAAAGAGUAGCCAAAAAGAUGAAAGAGAGGAGCCUCUUCAAAUCCAACAAGCCCUUCAGAGUCAUGAUGACUGCCGUUAUCUCUUUCUUUGUGUGUUGGAUGCCCUACCAUGUAUACGAAGGCUUAAUUCUCACUAAGAACAGAUCACUACUUUUCCAGUUGACUCUGAUACUCACAGUGAUAACUAUUUCUUUCAAUACUGUCUUUUCUCCCACACUCUACCUAUUUACUGGGGAGAACUUCAGAAAGGUUUUCAAGAAGUCUGUUCUUGCUCUUUUUGAGUCAACAUUCGGUGAAGAUUCUUCGGGAGAAAGGACACAAAACCUAAAUUCAGAAGUCGAUAUUUAA
Messenger RNA from Physeter macrocephalus (sperm whale), 1176 nucleotides. RefSeq names its product G protein-coupled receptor 33 (gene GPR33). The record is from RefSeq and is a predicted model, not a curated record. Gene Ontology annotation, biological process: complement receptor mediated signaling pathway; phospholipase C-activating G protein-coupled receptor signaling pathway; inflammatory response. Gene Ontology annotation, molecular function: complement receptor activity; G protein-coupled receptor activity. Bases 154 to 1176 code for a protein of 340 amino acids. The transcript is spliced from 2 exons. Gene Ontology annotation, cellular component: plasma membrane. Lineage: Eukaryota; Metazoa; Chordata; Mammalia; Artiodactyla; Physeteridae.